Messenger RNA from Lachnellula hyalina, 510 nucleotides. RefSeq lists its product as uncharacterized. Lineage: Eukaryota; Fungi; Ascomycota; Leotiomycetes; Helotiales; Lachnaceae. Bases 1 to 510 code for a protein of 169 amino acids. The record is from RefSeq and is a predicted model, not a curated record. The transcript has a single exon.
AUGUCUCCCUCCAGAGGCCUCCCCACAGAGCCAAUUGCCCCUCCAUCAUCGAGCGUCAACACAGACACCAAAGCGAACCUCCGCUCCUCCUCCGCCCUCGCCUCGGCGAAACGAAACAUCCACUUCCUCUUCUCACCCAACUCGCCUUCCUCUCCCCGACCCGCGCACCUACGCACACGCGCCUUGCUGCGAUCCCUGCGCUACAUUGGCAUAUUUGUCUUCUGGCGCGUGGUCCGGUAUGCGCGGUACGCGCUGGUGGGGUCCCUUGUAGCGGCUGUGGGCGCGUCUGCGUUUGGGGGUGCAGUUAGUGGGGCGGCGUUUUUGUUGGCGCCGCCGACGCUGGUGACGAGUGUGGGGAUUGGACUGGUGUGGGCGGCUGGGAAGUGGGGGUUUAGGCGGAUGAGGAGAGGGGAUGGGGAGAAGGAGGUGGAGGAUAGGAAAGAGGGUGGUGGGGUGGAUGUGGAUGGGCAGUGGAGGGAUGUGCAGGGGCCGAGAGCCGUUCCUUGGUAG